Molecule: messenger RNA, 975 nt
Organism: Letharia columbiana
Lineage: Eukaryota; Fungi; Ascomycota; Lecanoromycetes; Lecanorales; Parmeliaceae
Exons: 3
Coding region: 1-975 (324 amino acids)
Biological process (GO): fatty acid metabolic process
Molecular function (GO): oxidoreductase activity, acting on the CH-OH group of donors, NAD or NADP as acceptor; NAD+ binding
Source: RefSeq, a predicted model, not a curated record
AUGUCUACAUCCCUCCUCGCCGGUCGGCAAUUGGCCAAUCUAGCCAGCAAUGUCAAUCGACACUCCUUCAGUACGAGCUCAAGUCUUGCGGCAGCAGCGGAAGUCAAACGACUGGGAGUAGUCGGAGCUGGGCAAAUGGGGCUAGGCAUCGCACUUGUGGCAGCACAGAAGGCGAGAGUGCCAGUGACUUUGGUAGAUACCUCGCAAGCAUCGCUGGACAAAGGGAUGAAAUUUGCAGAGAAGCUUUUGGAGAAGGGUGUGUUCAAAAACCGGAUCUCCCAGUCAGACGCAGAUUCCGCCCGCUCCCUUCUGUCGCCUACUACCAAAAUGGAAGACCUCUCCAAUGUCGACUUCGUAAUCGAGGCUGUGCCUGAGAUACCCUCAUUAAAAACAGAUAUCUUCUCUCAGCUUGCCAAGAUAGCGCCACCGCAUGCCAUCCUCGCGACCAAUACAUCCUCCAUCUCCAUCACCAAAAUAGCCUCUGCAACCACAACACCGGACAAUCCUACAGAUCUCGCCGCCGCGUCUCGGGUAGUUAGCACACACUUUAUGAACCCUGUGCCUAUACUAAAAGGGGUUGAAAUAAUAAGUGGGCUGCAAACAUCUCCUGAGACCCGGGAAACAGCCGUUGAAUUCUGCAAACGCAUGGGCAAGAUCCCGUCACAAUCUGCCGACUCACCGGGCUUCCUUGCCAAUCGCAUACUGAUGCCCUACAUCAACGAAGCAAUUAUUUGUCUCGAGACGGGCGUAGGAAGGAAAGAAGAUAUCGAUAACAUAAUGAAGAACGGGACGAAUGUGCCGAUGGGACCCCUACAGUUGGCUGAUUUUAUCGGCGUUGAUACAUGUUUAGCGAUAAUGAAGGUGCUACAUGAGGAGACAGGAGAUGGGAAGUAUAGGCCCGCAGUGUUGUUACGGAAGAUGGUAGAUGCAGGGUGGGUAGGCAAGAAGUGUGGAAAGGGGUUCUAUGACUAUUGA